AUGGAGCGCAGAGCAGUCACAUAUUUCCUACCACGUCGCUGUGGGACUACAACGAAUAAUUUCCAGCGGAUCUUCAUUGGGAAUAGACCACAAGCAUCCUACCAGAGUAACUGGGCUAUCAAGGCUGAAAAAGGAUUGACAGAUACUGCUGAAGUGUCAGUGAAGGCCACAGAACUACCUUACUCUCCGCUUGCUCGCUUACCAGUAUCAAGCGUCAUUCGAAGCCUUUUGCUCAGCAUCUUUUUUACCUCGCCAUUGCUGUUUAACCCAGGGUUAGCCAUAUUCUCAAGAAUUGCUCACUCAAACACGGUUUUCCUCAAUCCAGAUAAAAACCCAAUCCUACGUGCGGUUAUCCGACCUGUCAUCUAUGAUCAAUUUUGUGCCGGCAGAAAUGAGAGAGAAAUUCAAAAUACAUCUAAAGCUAUUAAACAGCUAGGCUUCUCUGGGGCUGUUCUUUGCUAUGGGAAGGAAGUUCAGUUCAGUACGGAAAGUGGAUUCCAUGGAUACAGCGGUAAGGCAUCAGCCGUGGAGGUUGAGGUAGAGCAAUGGAAGGAAGGGAACUUGAGUACUUUAGAUAUGACUCAGGAGGGCGACUGGUUAGGCGUCAAACUCACGGGAGCUGGCCUACAAAUUACUCAGGCGUUAAUGAAUGACGAAUCUGCUCCUGAAGUCUGGGUUCGAGCCAUGGACGAGAUCUGUGAGAAAGCUGCUUCCAGAGGAUGCCGGAUUUGGAUUGAUUCCGAGCAGCAAGUCUUCCAACCAUCUAUUGAUCGUUGGACGUUCGAUCUAAUGAGAAAGUAUAAUCGAGGCGAGAAGCCACUUGUGUAUAACACCAUUCAGGCUUAUCUUAAGUCGGCCAGACAAAAAACCCAACGUCAAAUGCAGAUUGCGGCAGAUGAAGGCUGGAAGUCGGCGAUUAAGCUCGUUCGUGGAGCCUACAUUGCGAUUGAUGCAAGAGAGAAUAUUCAUGACACCAAAGCAGAAACAGAUGACUGCUACAAUGGCAUUGUUGAAGACUUACUCCGAGGAACUGGCUUCACUGUGUUUGAGUCUAAUCCAGACUUGAAGUAUGAUCUCCUAUGUGCUGGUCAUAAUACGCAAACCAUUCGCGGAGCGGCGAGAUUGGCGGACGAUCUAAUGAAAGAAUCAAAGCUCAAAGUUCAAGUGGAGUUUGCGCAGCUUCAAGGAAUGGCAGACGAUAUCGGAUGUGAGCUCAUACAAAGAGGAGAGAAUGCUAUCAACCAAAACAAAGCCACUGGGCAGAAAGUCUUCGUGCCCAAGGUAUACAAGUGUUUAACCUGGGGUUCAAUUCAAGAAUGCAUGCAGUAUCUCUUUCGACGGUUGGUGGAGAAUCGAGGUGCUGCGGCGAGAAUGAAGGAAGGUAUACCUCGAUUGAAAAAGGAAUUGUGGGAGAGAUUGACCUUAUCACGUAAGCACGUGUAA
This is a messenger RNA of Exophiala aquamarina CBS 119918, 1443 nucleotides long. RefSeq lists its product as uncharacterized. The coding region runs from base 1 to 1443 and encodes 480 amino acids. The record is from RefSeq and is a predicted model, not a curated record. Gene Ontology annotation, molecular function: proline dehydrogenase activity; FAD binding. Gene Ontology annotation, cellular component: mitochondrion. The transcript has a single exon. Lineage: Eukaryota; Fungi; Ascomycota; Eurotiomycetes; Chaetothyriales; Herpotrichiellaceae.